AUGCAUCUCAUCUGGGAGAAUGUCGUCAAAAACCUGAUGCAGCUCUGGACAGGGCAGUACAAGGGACUCGACACAGGGAGUGAGGACUAUGAGAUCCUCCCGAGCAUCUGGGAAGCGAUCGGAGAUGCAAGCGCACAGGCCGGAGAUACCAUUCCUGGUCAGUUCGGUCCCCGUCCGCCCAACGUUGCGAGUGACAAGCUGUCAUGGACAGCUGAUACUCGCUCGUUCUGGUUCCAAUAUGUCGGGCCUGUCCUUCUAGCACGACGUUUCACACACCGCAAGUACUACACCCAUUUCAUCGCCCUUGUACACAUUCUUCGGAAAUGUCUCCAAUAUGAGAUGCCUGUCUCCACGGUGGCUGAGAUACGUCAAGGUUUUAUCGACUGGGUCAAGGACUAUGAAGUAAUGUAUUAUCAGAAGGAUCCUCACCGCCUUGCCAUGUGUCCACUUACCGUACAUGCAUUGCUCCAUGUGGCUGACAGCAUUGAGUUUAUCGGCCCUGUCUGGACGUGUUGGGCUUUUUCCAUGGAACGCUAUUGUGGCUCUCUUCAACCCGCAAUUCGCAGCCGCCGCUAUCCUUAUUCGAGUCUCAAUCGCUUCCUUGUGGAUCAAGCACGCCUGGCACAUCUCAAGCUCACCUAUCCAGGUCUCGAGGACGUCCUCCGUCUUGCACCACCGCCCACACAGGGGGGAACCUCUAUUAUAGGCUAUGACACCUGUGUUCUUCUUUCACCUCGGCAUCCAUUGAAUCUCUCCAGAGGCCUCACGGACAAGAUUCUAGCAUGCUUAUGUACACGCUAUGAUGUCCCCCUUGCUCACUUGCGACGUGUUCUCCCCAAGACUGUUCAAGAGUGGGCGAAGCUCCGCAUCCUCCCCGCUGGUGAUACCAUACGAUCCUCCUCUCUCCAGGCCGCGCUUGAAGAUAGGCGUGAUUGCACCUUCGUCAGGUAUGAACAACUUGUCGACAUUCAUGCUCGGAACCAUCACAUACAAGCCGAGUAUGAAGGCAAUACCUUUUAUGGACAGUUGCAACAUAUCAUCGUUUUGGAGAUGCCCACAGGUACGUUCACAUCUGGUGAAACCCUCAUAUUGGGGGUCAUCCAGUCUUGUGCUGUUGAGAGGCACAAUCACGACCUCGAUCUGCACUACUAUUCCCGGCUUGGGGCGACGGAGGUGGUGGACAUCCAGACUAUUCAGUGCGCAGUGGGGCGGAUACGGGAUCGGAAUGAGUGGGCAAUAUUGGAUCGUAGUGGUGAGCUCUCACGUGCACUGUAUACAGAGGAUUCAGAGGAGCUACACGUGUUGUAAU
This is a messenger RNA of Dichomitus squalens LYAD-421 SS1, 1309 nucleotides long. RefSeq lists its product as uncharacterized. The transcript is spliced from 4 exons. The record is from RefSeq and is a predicted model, not a curated record. Bases 1 to 1308 code for a protein of 435 amino acids. NCBI's taxonomy places the organism in Eukaryota, Fungi, Basidiomycota, Agaricomycetes, Polyporales, Polyporaceae.